Messenger RNA from Lathyrus oleraceus (garden pea), 924 nucleotides. RefSeq lists its product as uncharacterized. The transcript is spliced from 2 exons. The record is from RefSeq and is a predicted model, not a curated record. The coding region runs from base 111 to 758 and encodes 215 amino acids. NCBI's taxonomy places the organism in Eukaryota, Viridiplantae, Streptophyta, Magnoliopsida, Fabales, Fabaceae.
AUGUUCUAAUUCAUAAACUGUACAAUACAAUGCACUAAUGUCAGUCACUUCGAAAGAAUUUAUAUAUUGAUCACAAGAACCAAAAGACAAACAAAACUGGACCAUUAUCAAUGUCUUCGCAUUCCAAAUUCUUCUCGUCGUUGAAACAGGUUGAGAAAAGGAUAAAAUUAGAGAACAAAUCAACAGAAACAACAGAAUCACAAGUACAAGAAAGCAAUGUUUUAUCAACAUUGGGUUCACCUUUGUUUCUCCAACCUAGUUGGAGAGAAACAUGUCCAACCCAAGAAAGCAGUGAACCUCCUCAGGAAUUCCUCUCAGUUUCUCAAGGAUUCUCACUGACCCAUCAAAACCCUACUCAAACUACUCCUUCCGAUGACAUCACAGUUGCAAAUGAAGCUCUAGAAGAUGUUGAUGAAAUUGAAGAGUUAAUGAUGCUACUAGGAAUUUCAGAGGAACAAAGGGGUGGUUUUGAUUUUGAGGGUGAUGAUGGUGAUUGUGAUUCUUGUCAUUGUGAAGGUGGGUUUCAUUCAAAGAUUGUUGGUGUAGAAGGGCCAAAGUGUAAGAAAGAGGUGUUGAGGUUAGAUGGGUGGAUUAAGCAUUUUCUGAAUGGUGAUGAUGGGGUGGAGAAGAAAGAGCCUUUGAGAUUGGCACAUUUGCUUUUAGGAAAAGCUGCUUUUGUUUCUGAGGGUGGUUUUGGAAGUUUGGAGUUUCCUUCAACUAUUCAAGAGUUUCUUCAUACUGAUCCUCCCAGUAAUUGAAGCAUUUGCAAAUGUAAAAAAAAAAUUGUCCAUUUUAUAUGAACAGCCACAGUGACUUGUUGUAAUGCAUGUUUGGAGAUUCUCAAUUAGAAUUGAAUUUUAACUUGAACCUGUGAUUUCUAGUGUUUUCCUCUAAACACAAUUUUUACUCAAUUUUUGUUCGAUG